AGUCGUUAUUAAGAAGAAGAAAAGGACUUUCUGUGUCUGAGGUAGCUUUCCUCUAUUGUGCCUUCUUUCUGUGCCGAAUAUUUGUGUUUCCACACCAACAAUGUCUUCAUCUCAGUCUCUGAGAGACUUUAUCAGUGAGCGACUGACCGCAGCAGCUGAAGAAAUAUUCACAGAGUUUGAUAAAAUCAUCAUCCAGUUCGAGGAAGAGCUGGAUCGUCAGCGGAGUCUGCUGGAAAUCUGCUGGAACCCCAGAAUAGAGCUGCAGAGAAUAGACAUUUCACAGCUGUUCAAUGAGCAGGAGAGUCAUUUUAAUUUGGACCAAUGGGAAACAAAACCUCUAGGAGAGAACCAGGAAGAUCCAGGACCUCAGCAGACGCAUCAGAACCACUGUGAUCUGGACCCACUCCUUGUAAAAAAGGAACAAGAUGAACCAGAACAUCCACAGAUCCAGAUUGAACCGUUUGAAAUGAGUCAAGAGGCUGAUAGCUUCAUAGAAAAUCCUGACUAUGACGAGAAAAACCUCAGUCAAACUGUACCAAACUUUGACCAGCUCAUCGUCCAGUUCUCUUCUGACAAUGAGAACCAAAACCAGGAAAGAAGCGACAAUGAAGACUCCGGAUCAAGUACAGAUGCUAAACUGAGACAAAUUAAAGGGCAUCAGAAAAUCAGAAGGAAUUGUGACAAUGUAGACAAACAGAUGAAGGAGAGUUUGUGGGAUGGUGAAGUUUCUCACACAACAACUCAGACCAGUAAGAGGUCUUUCUUGUGUCCAACAUGUGGAAAAGGCUUUAGCGCUAGUGGAACUUUAUCUCGACACAAAAAAAUUCACUCGGGCCACAAACCUCAUUCAUGUAUGACAUGUGGAAAACGGUUCAUUCAAAAAUUUCAGUUAAUGCGUCACACGCAAACACACACAAAUGAGAGACGGCUCUUAUGCGAGAUCUGUGGAAAAUGCUUCGACAAUAGUGGAAAUUUAACUAAGCACACUUUAAGUCACGCGAGCCAUAAGUCUCAUUUGUGUCCGACGUGUGGAAAAGGCUUUAGCACUAGUGGAACUUUAUCUCGACACAAAAAAAUUCACUCAGGCCACAAACCUCAUUCAUGUAUGACAUGUGGAAAACGGUUCAUUCGAAAAUUUCAGUUAAUGCGUCACAUGCAAACACACACGGAUGAGAGACGGCUCUCAUGUGAGAUCGUUGGAAAAUGCUUCGACAAUAGUGGAAAUUUAACUAAGCACACUAUAAGUCACGCGAGCCUUAAGUCUCAUUUAUGUCCGAUGUGUGGGAAAAUGUUUUCUGAAAAAAGUCGAUUAACGAGUCACAUUCAAGUUCAUACAGGUGAGAAGACGUUCUCAUGUGAAAUCUGUGGAAAACGCUUCAAUAGUAGUGGAAAUUUAUCUCGGCACAAAAAAAAUCACUCAAACCACAGGCCUUAUUCAUGUGCAACAUGUGGAAGAGGAUUUCUUCGAAACUAUCAGUUGACCACUCACAUAGAAACACACAAGUGAGAGGCCGUUCUCAACAAGAUCUGUGGAAAAUCUUUCUGACGAUGUUGUAACUUAAAAUGUUUGUGAAACGUUUCAGUAUUGAGGUGUCUCAAGCCGGACAUUUUUGGCUGACAACGUACUCGUAUGCCUCAGGUCUGUUUGUGUUCAAUUGGUCACACUGGCUCUGAGCUGUUGUGUUGUUGUUUGAGUUGUGUUGUGAAGUUGUAAAACUCCAAUAGAAAAAAAACAACUGGAUAUUGUGACGUCUAACAUUUUCAUGUUUUGUACUGUACUUUAAACAUUUUACUUUAAGGUUUUAUACAUACAACAAGAUACCGCUUCUGCCUUUAUGGUUACUGUUUCUGAAGAGGACAACGUUCUGCCUGAAAAUAAUAAAUCUGAUGAAGAUGAUUGUAGGCUUUUGAUGAACAGGACUGUGAGACCAUCUGUGAGGACUUUGGGGUCCACUUCUGUUUAUGUCUCUAGUUAAAAGCUUGAUUGUAAUUUUCUACAGUUUGAAAUGUAAUUUAAGUAUUCAGUGGUAAUAAAACUGGUUUGAGGACACA
This is a messenger RNA of Poecilia reticulata (guppy), 2052 nucleotides long. The record is from RefSeq and is a predicted model, not a curated record. Lineage: Eukaryota; Metazoa; Chordata; Actinopteri; Cyprinodontiformes; Poeciliidae.